CAGUUAUCGAAAUUUGUAGUAGGAGUAGGGUAAUUUAUAACAAAAGGUGAAACCUGAAGGACCAAAUUGCAAAUUAGAACUUCUGUAGAACACCUACCUCCAACUUUUGUUUGGAUCCGACUUUCCGAGUCCCAAUUCAAAUCACUCUUACCGACUUCCAACUCCAGUCAAACCAGCUAAUCAUAACUACCGGUUUCGAUUUCCGGCAACUAAAUGUCUUCGUUAACCGUUAAAAUGAUGGCCGGAUCUCUCCCUCCGGUGACGGAAUCAGUCGGAUCUAAUGCCAAAGGGCCAGCUGCUGCUUUUGUCAAACCACCUACUCUAUCUCUUCAGCAGGUUAGGGUUAAAGAAGUUGAAAAGUUAGAAGUGUCUACGAAGGUGUCACGAAGAGAUUUAGCAUUGUUUUUAACUGCUGGAACUCUGAGCGCUGUGGCUCUAUCAUCAUCACCUCAGCCAGCUGAAGCACGCAUGAGUAAAACUGAGAUGAAGAAGAUGAUAUUAGAAAAAUUCAAGAAACUCAGGGAGCAAACUGGGUUAUCAAAGCCAGAAACCGAAGAAAAUGAAAAAGUUCCCGACCCAACUCCAACUCCGACUCCAUCUCUAACUCCAACUCCGCCAACAGCAAAGAAAGAAGCUCCGGCAUCACCAAUUCCGUCUGAAAAAGUAAGUCCGGUUCCACCACUUCCAAAUCUACAGAAUGAUAAGAAAACGGUGGUGGAAGCCACCAUACUCCCAUGAUCAUUGUUUCCGAAAACAAAAAGCUCAGGUUAGGCCACGUAUUAUUUUUCUUGCUGAACCAGAGAUUAUAAUUUGUACUUUUGAAACCAUAAAUUAUGAGUUUUUCUUGUGACACCAACAUAAUAAUAUUAUCGCUAUCGUUGUCACUUUUAUUACUCUCUAUCUGAGUCAACUCGGACGACUAAUGUUUAAGUCAAUAGCAAUUCAUGAUUUUUUAUUCAUUACGUGAAAGUUUUAUUGUCGAUUGAUCUAGAGGUAGUGGGCUGUUGUAACUAAUGAUUUUCGAUUGAGAGUUAUUUUAAGUUAUCGUG
Molecule: messenger RNA, 1049 nt
Organism: Lactuca saligna
Lineage: Eukaryota; Viridiplantae; Streptophyta; Magnoliopsida; Asterales; Asteraceae
Source: the annotation of a GenBank genome assembly